UGUCAUCUUGCCAAAUAUUCCUCCUCUCGCGAAUUUUUCAACAUGGCGAUCGGCGUGGCACUUGUUUUGUGCAGUGUUUUGGCGAUUAUUUCCACCGUACAGGGUGGAGGGAAAACAUUGGUUUUACUGGAUUCACCGGGCAUAAAAGAAUCUCACUCAAUAUUCUUCAAUUCACUGCAAGAUCGUGGGUUUGAUUUAACCUUUAAAACAGCAGAUGACCCAGGUCUGAAGCUUGCAAAUUAUGGAGAGUAUAUAUACGAACAUUUAGUGCUGUUCUGCCCAUCAGUAGAAGAGUUCGGAGGUCAGAUUGCAGAAGGAUCUAUUACAGAGUUCAUUGAUUCUGGUGGAAACGUUCUGGUUGCUGCAAACUCAGAUAUAGGUGAACCAAUCAGAGAGCUCGGUACAGAAUGUGGAGUUGAUUUUGACGAGGAGGGGACGGCCGUCAUUGACCAUCUCAGCUACGACGUCAGCGACGAAGGACUGCACACACUUGUUGUCGCCGAUCCAGCCAAUCUGAUUGCAUCGCCAACAAUGGUCGGCACAAAGAGGUCCCUGCCAAUCCUGUUCAGUGGAGUUGGGAUGACCGCGGAUACAGACAACCCGUUGGUCCUUGACGUCCUUCACGGUGGCUCGUCCUCCUACUCCCACAACCCGACCAAGGACGUGACAGACUACCCCCACGCCGUGGGCACCAACACCCUGCUGGUGGCCGCCCUGCAGGCCCGCAACAACGCCCGCGUGGUCUUCAGCGGCUCCCUGGACAUGUUCAGCGACAAGUUCUUUCAGGCCUCGGUGCAGAAGGCUGCCCCAGGAUCCUCCAAAUCGGAUCGUUCAGGCAACCAGGACCUAGCCUUGGCCCUGUCUGGUUGGGUCUUCAAGGAGCAAGGCGUGCUGCGUGUCCAGCGUGUCUCACAUCACCUCGUCAAUGAGAAGAGCACUCCGGCUGCCUACACGGUGGAGGACCAAGUGGAAUACAAUAUUUGGAUUGAUAUUCUGGUCGACGGUAAAUGGAAGCCGUUCUCGGCCACUGACGUCCAGCUGGAGUUUGUCCGCAUUGACCCCUUCGUCCGAACCAAACUGACCGGCAAGAAUGGCAAGUUCUCCACCCAGUUCAAGCUGCCCGAUGUGUACGGCGUGUUCCAAUUCAAGGUGGACUACAAUCGCAUCGGCUACACCCAUCUGUACAGCACAACUCAGGUAUCUGUUCGGCCGUGGGAGCACACCCAGUUUGAGCGUUUCAUCCCCUCAGCGUUUCCCUACUACGCCAGUAGCUUCUCCAUGAUGUUUGGCCUCUUCUUGUUCAGCCUUAUCUUCCUCCACCACCGUGAAGACACCAAGGCCAAGAAGGAGUAACAAAAUCAUUUCAGUCACCUCAGACUUUCUAAAACACACUCUUAUUUCUUUUUAAGAUCUUUCCAUUUUUAUUUUGGUGUUUUUGGGGGGCAGUUCCAUUCGUGAUCAUAAUGUAAAAUAAAAUGGAUUUAAAUGUGACCCAUCACAACUAAAUUGCCACUUAGCAGACCAGUGGAGCAAAGCCAAACUUUAAGGGGGUGGUUCAGUUUUUGUUUUUAGAUGAUCUGUAGGACUUGCAGCCAAUUUCGCCAAACUUUACACAAUGCCAUAAGUCCACUUGCAACACAAAUUCAUUGCGCAAGUUGCGCAACAUUUCAGCUAUUAAAAUUUCAUGACAGUUUCAUAGUGCGUACGUUUCGCUUACAAAUUGUGGCGAAUUUACGCAAUCAUUUUAGGUGGCGUAAGUUGUGGUGUAACGACUGAAAAUGACAUAUUUUACCAGCAAAUCGUGAUCGUCGUGGAGCCUGUUAUUGCACAACUUAUCAAGGUUGAUACAAGACACUGGCAGCUUUGCGUUUGAGGUAAAACAGUUUUUAAAAUUGCCGCUCGAUUCCAAAAAAAAAAAGACGGACCAAAAAAAUAUAUUCAAACUGGCCGGCAGAGGUGAUUUACGAACUGUUUCACGAACAAACAAAAUCGUCCACAAACAGCCGUCGUAAAUGCUGUUAUUAUCCUCGUCCAAGAUGUUUAGAUUAUUUAAAACGUUGCGCAGCUGUCCAGGUUUCAUGAUUUUGAUCAUUAGUUUAUUGCGCAGCUGUACAUCAAGUCCUUCGCAUGGCGUAAGUUGCGCACUAGUUCAUAAAAUCGGCCGCAUGUCCAUAAGAUUUGCUUUAUGUUCACAUGUGUUCCUUUCACAUUGGAACUGUCCCUUCUUGAAGUGGCUCAAUUUUAUAAGCUUGGUAUAACUGUCAGGUCUAAGAGUCUAAACUUGGAAUGUACAUUAGAAGCUCUUUGCAUUUGGGCAGAUAACGUGUAGGUCAAUUCAUUCUAUGUCUUUUUCACUCCAUAAAAUUGGAACUACACUCACUUUUCUGCAUACGCAUGUGUGACAACUGAGUUUAGGCAAAAGAAAAACAAUUCACUUUUACCUUGGUGUACUAAGAGGAAAAAAUGGUACUGCAAACUUCUGUGAGAGUAAACUUUUCUAUCUUAAACCGUACAUUGGAUCAUCUUGUACUAAAUUGAAAGGUUUUGUACAAUUUAGCUGUGCCUUAUUCAAAUGGAUUUUUUUUUUCAUUUUUAAGCGCACAGCAGAAAUUGGGUUUUUUUUACAAAUUUUGAUGGUUACAAGCACAUUGAUGUAAUUAAUUGAAAAGAAGGGAACAAAAAUUGUCUUGUGCAGUGAUUUGGGAAAUAAAAGUUUACGAAAAAGAAA
Patiria miniata (bat star) is the source of this 2728-nucleotide messenger RNA. It is a transcript of the gene ddost, whose product is annotated as dolichyl-diphosphooligosaccharide--protein glycosyltransferase 48 kDa subunit-like. The transcript is spliced from 10 exons. Gene Ontology annotation, cellular component: oligosaccharyltransferase complex; endoplasmic reticulum membrane. NCBI's taxonomy places the organism in Eukaryota, Metazoa, Echinodermata, Asteroidea, Valvatida, Asterinidae. The coding region runs from base 43 to 1353 and encodes 436 amino acids. The record is from RefSeq and is a predicted model, not a curated record.